Necator americanus (New World hookworm) is the source of this 468-nucleotide messenger RNA. RefSeq lists its product as uncharacterized. The record is from RefSeq and is a predicted model, not a curated record. Bases 1 to 468 code for a protein of 155 amino acids. NCBI's taxonomy places the organism in Eukaryota, Metazoa, Nematoda, Chromadorea, Rhabditida, Ancylostomatidae. The transcript has 6 exons.
AUGUAUUUCCAAGAGUAUCAUGGCUCAUUUCGCAUUGCUAUCCUAGUGUUCAGCAGUACCCUUCCAAGUGCGCUAAUGCUGACCACACUUGUUAUCCUCUGCGCCCCUAAGAAAGAAAAAGCCGUCACGGACCAAGUACCAGCAUACACAGCAACAAAAAUUUCGAAGGAAAGUCGCGAAGGAAAAACGAAAACGCAAGAGAAGUUGAAAAUUGACGUGAAGGACGUGAAGGAUAUCUCCUCAGGAACCGCAGAGAAGCCAGGUAAUCAGCUGUCGAAAGAUGUUGCUAGCAAAGAGAGUAAGUCCCCGUCAAAAGAAGAUUCUUUCGAUAGAUUACAACCACUUGUAGUCACUGCGAAACGUUAUGCUGAGAUAGCAGAUCGUCGUAUGAAAGGACGACCGAAAGAAUACGAUACUCUUGAAGGGUUGCUCACAGAUGAAUUUGAAGAACCAGUAGCAAAUACCUAA